GCCUAAGAAACAAACAUACGAUGAUGAUGAGGAGUGCCCUUAGGUUAGCGUUUCGAGUAAACCCAUUUUUGUUAGAACUAAGUUACUUCAUAGUCCUCUCCCUAGUAGGGUUCUUGGCUUUGAAGCUUUCCAAGCCAAGACCCAUCUCGUUUAAGCUCCAAGACUUGGACGUCUUCUUCACCGCCGUCUCCUCCGCCACUGUCUCCAGCAUGUCCACGGUGGAGAUGGAGGUUUUCUCCAACCUCCAGCUUAUUUUCAUGACGUUUUUGAUGUUCCUAGGUGGGGAGUGUUUCACAUCCUGGCUUGGGCUUCAUUUGUUCAAGUCCAAGGUUUCCACCAGAGAACGAGUUUUAGAGAAAAACCCUAAGGUUGAUUCUUUAAGCAGCAACAUCACUACCACCACCACCGCCACUAUUUCUGGUCAAGUUGAGUUAGGUUUGGUCACGAAUAAUUAUAAGUAUUACCAGGACCCGAACCCAGAAGAUGCAAAGUCUAGUGUCCAAAUAGAAAUAGUUGAGAAUAAUUUUGGGUGUGUACGGGUUUUAGCGAGUGUUGUCUUGUCGUAUAUCCUAGUGAUUCAUGUUGUCGGGUCUACCUUAGUGGCCAUGUACAUAGGACUUGUCCCAACUGCAAAACAAGUGUUGAAACGAAAAGGCCUUGAGCUGACAACCUUUGCAGUGUUCACAACGGUUUCCACAUUUUCAAACUGUGGGUUUGUCCCCACAAACGAAAACAUGAUUGCUUUCAACAAAAACCCGGGGCUCCUCCUCAUCCUCAUCCCACAAAUCUUGCUGGGCAACACCCUCUACCCAGUUUGCCUUAGGCUCUCCAUUUGGGUUCUAGAGAGAGCCACGAGGAGACCAGUUUUUAAGCAAAUCUUGGGCAGCCCAAAUGGGUUGGGUUAUGGGCACUUAUUCUCCGGCCGCCGGUCCGGGUUCUUGGCGGCCACGGUUUUUGGGCUCAUAUUUUUGCAGUUGGCGGUGUUUUUGGCGUUGGAGUGGGGCUCGGACUCCAUUGCUGGGCUCACUGGUUAUGAGAAGUUUGUGGGGUCUUUGUUUGUGGUUGUGAAUUCUCGCCACACUGGAGAAUCGAUCCUGGAUCUCUCUGCCCUUGCUCCCGCGGUCUUGGCGUUGUUUGUCGUCAUGAUGUAUCUUCCGCCGGAUACAACAUUUUUUCCCAUUAGGGAUGAAAAUAACAAUUCAAAAACAAAAGGAUGUAGUCCAAAAAAAUUUAGUAUUAUUGAAAAAAUAUUGUUAUCACCGUUGGGCAAUUUAGCCAUCUUCAUAAUCCUCAUCUGCAUCACAGAAAGAGAGAAAAUGAAGGAAGACCCUCUCAACUUCAACGUCCUCAACAUUGUUGUUGAAGUCAUCAGUGCAUAUGGGAACGUGGGGUUUUCCACUGGAUACAGUUGUGCGAGACAAAUAAAAGCUGAGGGCCAAUGCGAAGAUAAACAGUUUGGGUUUGUUGGAAGAUGGAGUAAUAUGGGAAAGUUGAUUCUUAUAAUUGUCAUGUUUUUUGGAAGGCUUAAGAAGUAUCACAUGAAAGGUGGCAAAGCAUGGAAAUUAUCAUAAGUUCUCACACUUAUCAUGUCCAUGUGUAAGCAGUGCGAUCCACAUCCAGUGAUAUGAUGUUACUUGAUCUAUAUGCAUAUGCAUGGAGUUGUUAUACCGUGGCCUAGACCUUAGUCUUAAAUUAUGUAUUUUUAGAUUUUAGUAUGUAUUAGAAUUGUGAUGAACUUCAAGUCUAUAAUAUAAAUUGUGUUUUUAAGUCAAAACA
Messenger RNA from Ipomoea triloba (trilobed morning glory), 1776 nucleotides. RefSeq names its product cation transporter HKT8-like. Gene Ontology annotation, cellular component: plasma membrane. The transcript has 3 exons. Gene Ontology annotation, molecular function: sodium ion transmembrane transporter activity. NCBI's taxonomy places the organism in Eukaryota, Viridiplantae, Streptophyta, Magnoliopsida, Solanales, Convolvulaceae. The record is from RefSeq and is a predicted model, not a curated record. Gene Ontology annotation, biological process: monoatomic cation transport; transmembrane transport. The coding region runs from base 21 to 1571 and encodes 516 amino acids.